AGAUUACAGAAUGGGAUUAUUUGGACAAACUCCUCAAAAGACGCCAAAGGAACAGGUCUGUAGGAUUUUUAUGAGAGAUGACUUGAAAUAUUACCAGUCGUCGGGUGCAUACCGCCAAGCUUGGAACGUACACUUUCGAUUUCAACCUUACUUGUAACAUAUAGGAGCAAUUGCCGAAUAUCCCCGGCCACCUUAAAGCGAUUAAACCGUGGCCAGUUUUUGAUCGAAAAUGGUACGCUGUGUAAAAUGAUUAGAUAAAACUUAACCUUACCGUACUUCGUUUAAUAAAGCUUGAAUUCAUGUCUAUCGUAGUCUUCACUGAAUUAUAACAAAGUUAAUCUUUGUCAGGGAGAAAUUCAAGCUUUAUACAAUGUAAGUGCAUGCCAAACUGAUAUUGUAAAUUGUUAUCACAAAUCAAAACUUUAGUCUCCAGACAUGACUGCAGACUGGUGAAAUCUUAUUGAAGGGUCUACUCAUACAUUCACAGUAUACAGUGUACAAAGUAGAUGUACAUGUACCUAUGUACAUUUAGGACUUUUUAAUCUCUUUCCAGGUUCAAGAAUGGUGUAGAGGGCUAAGGAAAGAAAACAGAAAUCUCGAUAGGCAGAUUAGAGGUAUAUGCAACUGCAAGGUUUGCAUUCACUUGGCUCAAUCCAGAACCCAUUGAGAAGUGGUAGAUGACGUCAUAAUGCACAGCGCAUGACGUCGUUCCUCCGAAAAAGUGCGAAAAAGAUGUUGCUGGAAUUGUAACAUUUGACCUGAUUAGUUUACGUACCACCAAUCAUGUUAUUGCUUAUAUAUAUUUCAGUGGCAUGACCGGAGUUUAAUGUUCAAUGUUAAGAAAAUCACUCGAACAAUGCAAAAUAUUUGAAAUUUCAUUGUCAGAGAGUCAAGUCUACAAGAAAUGGCAAACUUUGGCGAUUAUCCGGGAGAUUUCAGACUCUAAUCUGGAGAGCGGGAGAUACGGUUCAAAAUCUGGAGUCUCCCGGAUUAUCCGGGAGAGUUGACAUCACUGAGAACAAAGAUAAAUGACCAUGCAGACGAAACUUCCUGUGUCAGGGAAUUCAUCUAGUAUAAAACUGCACACAGUUGAGCCUGGUUUCCAUGUGAUUGAUAACUGGGAAUGUGCAUUUUUGUGCAAUCUGUGAAAUUACGUUCCUUGUUAGUUGGGAUCUUGUGUAAUUUGUUCACCCCUUGUUUGACACAGUGACUGAUUUAUUGACCGACACUCGGUCGACAUAUCGAUAGAUAUAUUGACUGAAACGCGACCUAUAUGUCAGUUGAUAUAUCGACCAACACUUGGUCAACCUGUCGACUGCGUCAUGUCGGUCAACAUGUCGACCCAUAUCUAAUAUCGGGAGAGUAUCAAUAUUUGGCCAGUAUAUUUGUCAACACUCGGUCGAUAUGGUGACCUUUAAUUGUUGGUGGAAUAUCGGUUGACUAUCAGUGGUAUAUCAAUUGACUGUCAUAUAAUUUUAUGUGCCAUAGGGUCUUUUUAAAAGCGUUUAGCGUCUUGAAAGCAUCUGGUAUGGGUGACCGGAAGUGUUAUGGACCAUACAAUCUGACAACGUCAACAUCCAUUUUCGUGAUUAUCCCAUUUCACCAUGUUACUCAAAAGAAGGGAAUUUUGUUUGGAGAUGAAAGGAGGUGACCACACCCAAUUUCAGACAUAGAUGGUAGAAUUUAUUGCCUUGCUGAUCCAUUCCAGUUCUCAAGUAAACUUAAAAUUUGGUCAUUUCAGGUCAUAUUUGCAAAGAAAGUUCAAAAAAGGGUGAUGCAUGUGCAGAGUUGUUGUUUUGCUCAUCAAACCUAUUACUUUUUCUCGUUGCCGUCACCAUCAUAGUUUCGUAAGGUCCAUAUGGUUUUUAUUCCCACGAGAUACCAUAACGAAAGUGGUCAAAAUGUCGUUUUUUAAUAAACAGAGAAUUCGUAUUCUGUAAAAACCUGUGAAACUCAUGAGUGACGUACAACAGUUAAUGUAAAGAAGCCUCUGAGAGAUGGGGAGGAGAACAGGGAUAUCUGUGCUGCUCCACAGACGUUACUAACCUGGGUUAAAUUACAUCCAUGACACAGGUUAUAGUCCACUAAGUUUGCAAGGAUCAGUGAAGUAUCGGCAGAAUGUCAGUAACCUAUUGAUCGACACAUCGGCCAACAAUUGGACAACCACUAUCAACCGACACUCCACCAAUAUGGCAACUGACAUCACUUGGUCAACAGGUCAACCGCGUCGGUCACAUUUCGGUCAAUAUAUGUCGACCGAGUGUUGGUCGAUAUAUCGGCCACUAUGUCGAUCAAGGUCGGGGUGCACAUAUUACUCAAGAUCUGUUAGUUGUAGGUGCUCCUUGAGAAGUCCUUAAAAAAUGGUUGCAAAUUUUUGUUUGAACCUUGUGUUAUUUUUUACACUCUGUAGUGUGCUAAGAAUUUGAAUCAGUCUGACGUCAGUUUAUCUUGUAAAUGCACUUUGCAGCCAUUCAAAGGGAGGAAGAGAAGGCCACAAGAUCUCUGAGAGAUGCUGCUAAGAAGGGACAGAAAGAUGUAUGUAUGAUCCUUGGCAAAGAAAUUGUCCAGUCAAGAAAAGCUGUAAGCAAAAUCUAUGCUUCCAAGGCACAACUGAACUCUGUGGAGAUGAGUAUGAAAAAUCAGCUUGGUAAGUCAUUUGUAGUUUGAUUGUUAACAAGGUUUUUGAUAUUGAAAUGAAUUCAAUUUAUUAUGGCGUUUUGAAGCUACUUAAGUAAAUCAAAAACCAGAAUAAUGCAAAAGAUAUUUUAAACUGCAAGCUGGUGUAGCUUACAAUGAUGUAUUUUGAAGCGCUUUUUACCUUGAGUUCUGGGUAUAAGCCCCCUCAAAUAUACACAUAAACCCCUCCGUUUCUUAGUCCUCUUAAAACUCCUUACCAAAAUGCAUAAGUCCAUGGGUUGUAAGCGGUGCUUUAUAGUCACAGUGAUGUCAACUCUCCCUCUUUUGGCGGAGACUUACGCUUUUUUGCCUCGUCUCCCGCUCUCCCGCUUUGGUACAUAAAUCUCCUGCUUCUUACGUCCACUAUAAAUAUUGAAUACUUAGUUAAAAAAUAAAGCAGACUUAGUCUGAGAUUUAGCCCAUUAUUAGCUCAAAACUUGAUUUUUUCUUAUUCGCAGUAUGGUUUGUGGGGCAUUUUUACACGUAUUUAGUCAUUGACAAAGAUUAUUUCUAGCAUCUAAACAAUGAUUUCGAAUUUUGAUAGUAUGUACAUCAUGUAAGACGUCAUAGUGUCCUAAAAUUCCCCUUGUCAUUCCCUUUGAAAUUCGGGGGGUUGUGGAAGACAGUCUCCCGAUUUUAGGUCUCCAGAGGUUGGCAUCUCUGUAGUCAUCAAUGUCAAUGUAAAGUGUUACAUACUGGCUGAGGCAAACAUGUUACACCUACCAAGACAUUAACAUUAUUUCAGAGAAUUAUCCCAAAAAAAACAAAUCUAACAUUGAUUUAUUAUACAUUGUUUGAGGAAGAAAGUAAUGGUAAACCGUUACAGCUCUAAUAAGCCUUAUGUCCUCGCUACUGUGCCAAAUCAUUGAUAAAUUGAAUUGCCAAUUUGACCAUACACAGCAACUCUCCGACUAGCUGGUUCACUUGAAAAGAGCAGUGAAGUAAUGCGAUACAUGCAGCAGUUGGUGAAGGUGCCUGAAAUUCAAGCAACAAUGCAAGAACUGUCCAAAGAGAUGAUGAAGGUAUGCAAAUGCUCCAUGCAUGUUUUCUUACAUAUUAUUGUUGGGAAUUGCCUGAGAUUUCAUAAUUAAUCAUCAGAAAUAAUCAGAUUGACUCAUAGGAUCAAUUGUAUUAUUGAUUACUGUAUAACUGAAAAUUCUCUUUGUAAGAAUUCCAUUUUAAUAAGAUGGCCGUUGUACCAUGUUUUAGAACAUAACAGAAACAUACAAAAUUAAUGUAUCAGAAAAGGGAUAUCAGUGGAUUCAAGUUUUCUCACCAUAGAGUUCCAGUAGCUCAGUGGUUAGAGAAUCCAAUCUAGAACUCAGAGAGUCGUGAGUUUGAUUCUCACUUGCAGCUAAUGUAGAAUUUUUCUGUGCUUUCAGAGCGAUCAAAUUUUCUUUCUUCUUUUUGAGACCAUGCAUUAAAAAUGCGUCACAUAUGAGUUUAUAUUUUGCUAACAACAAAUUGUAUUUUUUUCCCAUAAAAAGUAUUUUCCGUAAUUGAUUUUAGUGCGGCUAAAAGAUUUCAAUCAAUGAUUGCAUGGUUAUAAUCAAUAUGUUUGGCACAACACUCUUACAUAAUUUUGUAUAAUUUAUUAUUUGACUGUUAACAUUAUUUUUGUGGAUGGGCAGAAAGUAAUAUCACAAAAUUAAGUGUACACUUAUGUUUUCAUUGACCAUUGUAAUGACACUGCUGUUACAAAAUUAAUAAUCCUUGGAAGGCAUGAAUUUGACCUGCUGACUGCUCCUGGUUAUGUAGCCUGUGCCAGCCUCUCAGAUAGUAGCGGUAUUGUGAAAACAAGGGCAAGGAAAAACAGGAUGGGUGUGACCUGGCAUUAAAGGGGGUGGAGUUACCCUUCCCUCCCCAGGCCCCAUGCAUUUUUCACAAUCUCUGCACAUACAUUACCAUCUUGGGGCCUGGAACAGGCUAUACUGGUUAUCUUAACAAAGUGUGACAAUUGAAAAACUUGUUUAAAACUGUAACCCUUCCGUCCUGAAACGUGUAUAUGUUGUGGUUCAAUUUUAUCCUUGGUUUAAAUUUUAUUUCCAUUUUUUUUAAACUCAUUAUCAGACAUUACCAAACCCCAAAACAAAGGGAAUUAAAAUUUAAACCAAGGAUAAAAUAUGACCCACAACAAAUAUAUGCUACUAAUUAUAAAAUGUGGGUUAUUUUUCCCCAGAAAGCACAGUUAGGCCUAUUUUCGAGCUCUCCUACCCCAUCAAAACUAUAAGGCUAUCAUUGAACGAGUUUCAAAAUGGCAGAGAAUUAAGGUGACUUUGCAUCAUUUUUCCUUCAAAAAUGGGAAGAUGUUCAUUAAAAAAAAUCAAGACCUACAAUAUACUGAAUGAUGGAAAUGUCAAGCAGCAGAAAUUGGAUGAAAAUGGAGGAUUUCGUCCAAACUGACCCCACAAAAUUCAGAGAUCAAAGGGUCAACCUUAAUGUUACAUUUUUUCUGGUGUUCCAGAAUGCCUUCUUGUAAAAAAAUUGAUGGGUCCUUGCAAGUUGUUUGGAAGAGCUAGGGCAACCAUUUACACUUUAAACUUUUUUACGUUUUUCUUAAAGUCUAUUAAAUGGGUAAGUUAGGGUGUCGUAGGGUCUCCGAACAAUUGAAAAAACUUUCAAAUUAUACUUGUAAAGUUUAAGUUGAAUUUACGUCUGGUAAUGCUUGCAGGCCGGUAUUAUAGAAGAAAUGUUAGAAGACACAUUUGAAGGAUUGGAGGAGGAUGAUUUAGAGGAAGCUGCACAAGAAGAAGUUGAAAAAGUUUUGUUUGAAGUCACAAAAGGUACUGCGAAACUACAGCUACGUGUAGUAUUCUUUACAUUUGAGAGUUGCAGCUAGAUAGUUAGUCUCUUGUCAGCGUCUGCUGCAGUAGGUAAAGGUAAAGGUGCACACGAGACAAAGUCCCAAAUGAACAGAGCUUCCCUGCAAUGGGAGUGAAAUGUGCUAACCCCAUCUUGGUUUCUUUAGCAUGAAGCAUGCCCUAGGAGUAAUAUUGCUACUCCCCCUGUCCCUAGAUAGGAUACUACCAGUAGUCCAUCACAGGGUUACCCCCCAGGAGUAUGUCACUGGUACCCAUUUAUACACCUGGGUGAAGAGAGAUAAAGUAGAGUAAAGAGUAAUAAGGAGUAAUAAAUAGAGGAUAUUACAUGGCCGAGCGGAGAUACGAAAUUUCUCUUCGAUUGUUGAAAAAUAUUUCACGAGUGAGCGCAGCUAACGAGUGAAAUAUUUUCAACACAAGAAGAGACAUUUCGUAUCUCCAAGCGGCCAUGUAAUGUUCUAUUUAUUAUAUAAACACCAAUGAAAUACCAAACCAUUUCACUGAAACAGUUUUUUCCUGCAAAAGGCGUGAUUUAUUAUGUAACCAUAGGAACGGUGAUAUUUUCACGUGUGAAAAUAACAUGUUAUUUUCAUGUGUGAAGAUAUCAUGUUUUCAUGCGAAAGCUCACCUGGUAUUUUAUUGGUGUUUUUAUAAUAAAGAGUAAUAAAGAAGAGUAAAUGCAAGGGCGAGGCUAGAACACCAGACCUCCAGAUCCAGAUGUCGAGGUGUUAACCACUCAGCCACACAUGCCUCCACUCCCACAGAUUAAGCCUUAAAAUGUGAAUCUAAUGAUUCUUGUACCAUAAAAUGCACUGUUAACUAAUUUAUUAAUAAUGAACUAACAACCUUUAGCACUGAUAAAAGUUGAACUUUGUGGUAUCACUACUUGCAUUUAUAUAGGCCAUCCCCAACUUCCAAGAUCUCUCUGACUUUUAAAAUGAGGCUAAGUGUUAAACCUUUCUUGUGAAAAUGAGUUUUAUUCUAUGAGAGUAAAAAGUCAUUUUAAUAUAAAUGGCUUGGCACUUAGCCUCGCUUUGAAACAGAGGUUUGAGACAACUGCCAAAUGGCCCAUUGGCUUACUUGGCUUAUACAUGUAGCACAAAGAAUAUUCACGCCAUGUUUUUCUCGUUCACGCACUAUCAGUUCUUUACUCUUAGUGAUCGACAUUUUUGUGCAGUUAAUUCACUGCUUAAGUUUGUGUCAAGGCGACUGGUUUCCUUAUUUGUGUUAUUUUCCCACAGGUGCUCUUGGACAAGCAGGUCACGUGACAGACAAGUUACCGGUGAGUCAUCAGGCAUAGAGUAUUCAUGUACCACAAUAAAUUGGUUUAAAAGACCGACUGCCAAAAAAAUUUUUCCCAAAGUUACGUAGUCAGUCUCUGUGGUGUAGUGGUGAGGUGUAGUCGCGCCGAGCCGAGGGUGCCGGGUUCGACUCCUACCGAACUCUCUUUUUCCUUCUUUCUUUUUUUUCUGUUUUUUUUUUGUGUUUUUGUUUUUUAUAAAUAUAUAGCUACAUAACUAGUACUUAAUAAAGUGCAAUAAACAGCAAGAAAAGUAUCAUGUUUCCAGAGAAAAGAUAGUACACCCUAUGUUAAAUAUAUGGAUAAACAAUCUGAAUUUCUAUCAUUUCCUACAAUUUACUGUGGGAAAACCAGAGUUGAUAACCACUUGAUCAUUUUUUAAACAACGUUCCCACGAGUUCUUUAUAUAGACUAAUAGUAAUUAUUCUAGUACUUUCCAACAACAUCUAAAUAGGACAUUCAAUGUCAUUCUUUUAAGUCCCACUGCUUAACUAAUGCCAGUAUCAACAAAAUGUGCCGCAGCAUUACUAUCUUUUAGAUACCUUAGUUACUCUAUUAUUACUGAAGAUUUUACCGAGUUUUAAAUAAAGAAUCUACCUACCUACCUACCCUUCUUACCCCUUGUUACCAUUGUUACCCCUUCUUACCCCUUCUUACCCCUGUUACCCCUUGUUACCCUUGUUGCCUCUUGUUACCUCUUGUUACCCUUGUUACCCUUCUUACCUCUUGUUACCCUUGUUACUCCUGUUACCCCUUAUUACCCCUGUUACCCCUUGUUACCCUUGUUACCGCUUGUUAACCCGUGUUACCCCUUGUUACCCCUUGUUACCCUUGUUACCCCUUGUUCCCCUUGUUACCCCUUGUUACCCCUUGUUACCCUUUUUACCCUUGUUACCCUUGUUACCCUUGUUACCCCUUGUUACCCCUUGUUACCCUUGUUACCCCUUUUUACCCCUUGUUACCCUUUGUUCCCCCUGUUUCCCCUUGUUACCCUUGUUACCCUUGUUUCCCCUUGUUACCCCUUUUUACCCUUGUUACCUUUGUUACCCCUUGUUACCCCUGUUACCCUUGUUACCCCUGGUUACCUCUUGUUGCCCUUGUUACCCUUUUUACCUUUUGUUAGCCGUUGUUACCCCCUGUUACCCCUUGUUACCCUUGUUACCCUUGUUACCUGUUGUUGCCUUUGUUACCCUUUGUUACCCCUUGUUACCCUUGUUACCCCUUGUUACCCCUUGUUACCCUUGUUACCCCUGUUACCCUUUUUACCCUUGUUACCCCUUGUUACCCUUGUUACCCCUUGUUACCCUUGUUACCCCUUGUUACCCCUUGUUACCCCUUGUUACCUUGUUACCCCUUGUUACCCCUUGUUACCCCUUGUUACCCUUGUUACCCUUGUUACCCCUUGUUACCCCUUGUUACCCUUGUUACCCCUUGUUACCCUUGUUACCCUUUGUUACCCCUUGUUACCCCUUGUUACCCUUGUUACCCCUUGUUACCCUUGUUACCCUUGUUACCCCUUGUUACCCCUUGUUACCCCUUGUUACCCCUUGUUACCCCUGUUUGCCCCUUUACCCUUGUUACCCUUGUUACCCCUUGUUACCCUUGUUACCCCUUGUUACCCCUUGUUGUUACCCCUUGUUACCCUUGUUGCCCUUGUUACCCUUGUUACCCUUGUUACCCUUGUUACCCCUUGUUACCCCUUGUUACCCCUUUGUUGCCCCUUGUUACCCCUGUUACCCUUGUUACCCUUUUUGCCCUUGUUACCCUUUUACCCCUUGUUACCCUUGUUACCCUUGUUACCCUUGUUACCCCUUGUUACCCCUGUUACCCCCUUGUUACCCUUGUUACCCCUUUGUUACCCUUUUAGCCCCUUGUUGCCCCUUGUUACCCUUGUUUUUUGUUACCCUUGUUACCCCUUGUUACCCCUUGUUACCCCUUGUUACCCUUGUUUUGUUGCCCCUUGUUACCCCUUGUUACCCUUGUUACCCUUGUUACCCUUUGUUACCCUUUGUUACCCUUUUUACCCUUGUUACCCCUUGUUACCCCCUUGUUACCCUUGUUACCCUUGUUACCCCUUUUGUUACCCCUGUUUACCCUUGUUACCCCUUGUUUACCCCUUUACCCCUUGUUACCCUUGUUACCCCUUGUUACCCUUUUUUACCCUUUGUUACCCCUUGUUACCCCUUGUUACCCUUGUUACCCUUGUUACCCCUUGUUACCCUUGUUACCCUUGUUACCCCUUGUUACCCCUUACCUUACCCUUGUUACCCUUGUUGUUACCCCUUGUUACCCCUUGUUACCCCUUGUUGUUUGUUACCCUUGUUACCCUUGUUACCCCUGUUACCCCUUGUUACCCCUUGUUACCCCUUGUUACCCCUUUGUUACCCUUGUUACCCCUUUUUACCCCUUGUUACCCCUUGUUGUUGUUACCCUUUACCCUUGUUACCCCUUGUUACCCUUUGUUACCCUUUGUUACCCUUUUUACCCCUUUUUGUUACCCCUUGUUACCCCUUGUUACCCUUUGUUACCCCUGUUGUUACCCUUGUUACCCUUGUUACCCCUUGUUACCCUUGUUACCCCUUGUUACCCUUGUUACCCUUGUUACCCCUUUGUUACCCUUGUUACCCUUGUUACCCUUGUUACCCUUGUUUACCCUUUUUUGCCCCUGUUACCCUUGUUACCUGUUACCCUUUUACCCUUGUUACCCCUUGUUGUUACCCUUGUUACCCCUUGUUACCCCUUUACCCUUUUUUUUUUACCCCUUUUGUUACCCUUGUUACCCCUUGUUACCCCUUUGUUACCCUUGUUACCCUUGUUGCCCCUUGUUACCCUUGUUACCCCUGUUACCCCUUGUUACCCUUGUUACCCCUUGUUACCCCUUGUUACCCCUUGUUACCCCUGUUACCCUUGUUACCCUUUACCCCUUACCCUUUUACCCCUUGUUACCCCUUUGUUACCCCUUGUUACCCCUUGUUACCCUUGUUACCCCUUGUUUCCCCUUGUUACCCCUUGUUACCCUUGUUACCCUUGUUACCCCUUGUUACCCUUGUUACCCCUGUUACCCCUUGUUACCCCUUGUUACCCUUGUUACCCCUUGUUACCCUUGUUACCCCUUGUUACCCUUGUUACCCCUUGUUACCCCUUGUUACCCUUUGUUACCCCUGUUACCCCUUGUUACCCUUGUUACCCCUUGUUACCCUUGUUACCCCUUGUUACCCUUGUUACCCUUGUUACCCUUGUUCCCGCUUGUUACCGUUUGUUACUCCUUGUUACCCCUGGUUACCCCUUGUUAUCUAUGUUACCCUUGUUACGCCUUGUUAUCCUUUGUUCCCCUUUGUUACCCCUUGUUCCUUUUCUUACCCCUUGUUAGCCCUUGUUACCCUUCUUAACCCAUUUACCCCAUGUUACGCCUUGUUAUCCUUUGUUACGCUUGUUACCUCUUGUUACCCCUUGGUUACCCUUGUUACCCCUGUUACCCUUACCCCUUGUUACCCUUGUUACCCCUUGUUACCCCUUUACCUUGUUACCCUUUGUUACCCCCUUGUUACCCCUUGUUACCCCUUGUUACCCCUUGUUACCCCUUGUUACCCUUUGUUACCCCUUGUUACCCUUUUACUUUUGCCCUUGUUACCCUUUGUUACCCUUGUUACCCUUGUUACCCUUGUUACCCCUUGUUACCCUUGUUACCCCUGUUACCCUUGUUACCCUUGUUACCCCUUUGUUACCCUUGUUACCCCUUUGUUACCCCUUUUACCUUGUUACCCUUGUUACCCUUUGUUACCCUUGUUACCCUUUGUUACCCUUGUUACCCUUGUUACCCCUUGUUACCCCUUGUUACCCCCUUGUUACCCCUUGUUACCCUUUGUUACCCUUUUUACCCUUUUGUUACCCUUGUUACCCCUUGUUACCCUUGUUACCCCUUGUUACCCUUUGUUGCCCUUGUUACCCUUUGUUACCCCUUGUUGUUACCCCCCUUGUUACCCUUGUUACCCCUUGUUGCCCCUUGUUACCCUUUGUUACCCCUUUUACCCCUGUUACCCUUGUUACCCUUAUUACCCCUUGUUACCCCUUGUUACCUUGUUACCCUUGUUACCCCUUUACCCUUAUUACCCUUGUUACCCUUGUUACCCCUUGUUACCCCUUGUUACCCCUUGUUACCCCUUUGCCCCUGUUACCCUUGUUACCCUUGUUACCCUUGUUACCCCUUGUUACCCCUUUGUUACCCCUUGUUUACCCUUGUUACCUUGUUACCCCUUGGUAUCCUUGUUACCCCUUGUUACCUUGUUACCCCUUGUUACCCCUUGUUACCCCUUGUUACCCCUUGUUACCCCUUGUUACCCUUGUUACCCUUGUUACCCCUUGUUACCCUUGUUACCCUUGUUACCCCUUGUUACCCUUGUUACCCCUUCUUACCCUUGUUACCCCUUGUUACCCCUUGUUACCCUUUGUUACCCUUUGUUACCCCUUGUUACCCUUGUUACCCCUUGUUACCCCUUGUUACCCUUGUUACCCUUGUUACCCUUGUUACCCCUUUUUCCCCUUUUUUACCCCUUUGUUACCCUUGUUACCCCUUGUUACCCUUGUUACCCUUGUUACCCUUGUUACCCCUUGUUACCCCUUGUUACCCUUUGUUACCCUUGUUACCCCUUGUUACCCCUUGUUUGUAACCCUUGUUACCCUUGUUACCCCUUGUUUACCCUUGUUACCCCUUGUUACCCCUUGUUACCCUUUUACCCCUGUUACCCCUUGUUACCCCUUGUUACCCUUGUUACCCUUGUUACCCUUGUUACCCUUGUUUACCCUUAUUACCCCUUGUUACCCCUUAUUGUUUGUUACCUUGUUACCCCUUGUUACCCCUUGUUACCCCUUGUUACCCUUGUUACCCCUUGUUACCCCUUGUUACCCUUGUUACCCUUGUUACCCUUGUUACCCCUUGUUACCCUUGUUACCCUUUGUUACCCUUGUUACCCUUGUUACCCUUGUUACCCCUUGUUCCCCUUGUUACCCCUGGUUACGCUUGUUGCCUUUGUUACCCCUUGUUACAUUUGUUACCCCUUGUUACCCUUGUAACCCCUUGUUAUCUUUGUUACCCUUGUUACCCCUUGUUACCCUUGUUACCCCUUGUUACCCCUCUUACCCCUUGUUACCCCUCUUUGCCCUUGUUACCCUUGUUAUCCAUUCUUACCUUUCUUACCCCUUGUUACCCCUGUUACCCCUUGUUAGCCUACCCUUGUUACCCUUGUUACCCCUUGUUGUUACCCUUGUUACCCCUUGUUACCCCUUGUUACCCUUGUUACCCCUUGUUACCCCUUGUUACCCUUGUUACCCUUGUUACCCCUUGUUACCCUUGUUACCCCUUGUUACCCCUUGUUACCCUUGUUACCCCUUGUUACUCCUGUUACCCUUGUUACCCCUUGUUACCCCUUGUUACCCUUGUUACCCCUUGUUACCCUUGUUACCCUUGUUACCCCUUGUUACCCCUUGUUACCCCUUGUUACCCUUGUUACCCCUUGUUUACCUUACCCCUUGUUACCCUUGUUACCCCUCCCCUUUUACCCUUGUUACCCUUGUUACCUUGUUACCCCUUGUUACCCCUUUGUUACCCCUUGUUACCCUUGUUACCCUUGUUACCCUUGUUACCCUUGUUGCCCCUCUUACCCUUGUUACCCUUGUUACCCCUUGUUACCCCUCCCCUGUUACCCUUUUACCUUUGUUACCCCUUGUUACCCCUUGUUACCCCUUUUGUUACCCCUUGUUACCCCUUUGUUGUUACCCUUGUUACCCUUCUUACCCUUGUUACCCUUGUUACCCCUUGUUACCCCUUGUUACCCCUUGUUACCCCUGUUACCCCCUUGUUACCCCUUGUUACUCUUGUUACCCUUGUUACCCUUGUUACCCUUGUUACCCCUUGUUACCCUUUUGUUACCCUUUGUUACCCUUUUGUUACCCCUUGUUACCCCUGUUACCCCUUUACCCUUGUUACUUGUUACCCUUGUUACCCUUGUUACCCCUUGUUACCCUUGUUACCCUUGUUACCCCUUGUUACCCUUGUUACCCUUGUUACCCUUUGUUACCCUUUUUACCCCUUGUUACCCCUUGUUCCCCUUGUUACCCUUGUUACCCCUUGUUACCCUUGUUACCUUGUUUACCCUUGUUACCCUUGUUACCCUUGUUACCCCCUGCCCUGUUACCCUUUGUUACCCUUUUGUUACCCUUGUUACCCUUUGUUACCCCUUGUUACCCUUGUUACCCUUGUUACCCCUUGUUACCCCCUUGUUACCCUUGUUACCCUUUGUUACCCUUUGUUACCCCUUGUUACCCUUGUUACCCCUUGUUACCCCUUUACCCUUGUUACCCUUGUUACCCCCUUGUUACCCCUGUUACCCUUGUUACCCUUGUUACCCCUUGUUGCCCUUGUUACCCUUGUUACCCCAGCAAUUGUUACCUUGUUACCCUUGUUACCCUUGUUACCCUUGUUACCCUUGUUACCCCUUUUGUUGUUACCUUUGUUACCCUUUGUUACCCCUUGUUACCCCUUGUUACCCUUUACCCCUUGUUACCCUUGUUACCCUUGUUACCCUUGUUACCCCUUGUUACCCUUGUUACCCCUUGUUACCCCUUGUUACCCUUGUUACCCUUGUUACCCUUGUUACCCCUUGUUACCCCUUGUUACCCUUGUUACCCCUUGUUACCCUUGUUACCCCUUCCUUGUUACCCCUUGUUACCCUUGUUACCCCUUGUUACCCCUUGUUACCCUUGUUACCCCUUGUUACCCUUGUUACCCUUGUUACCCCUUGUUGCCCUUUUUGUUACCCUUGUUACCCCUUGUUACCCUUGUUACCCCUGUUACCCCUUGUUACCCCUUGUUACCCUUGUUACCCCUUGUUACCCUUGUUACCCUUGUUACCCUUGUUACCCCUUGUUACCCUUGUUACCCCUUGUUACCCCUUGUUACCCCUUGUUACCCCUUGUUACCCUUGUUACCCCUUGUUACCCUUGUUACCCUUUGUUACCCCUUGUUACCCUUGUUACCCUUUGUUACCCUUGUUACCCCUUGUUACCCCUGUUACCCCUUGUUACCCCUUGUUACCCUUGUUACCCCUGUUACCCCUUGUUACCCCUUGUUACCCUUAUUACCCCUUGUUACGCCUUGUUACCCUUGUUACCCCUUGUUACCCCUGUUACCCCUUGUUACCCCUUGUUACCCCUUGUUACCCCUUUGCCCUACCCCUUGUUACCCCCUGUUACCCUUGUUACCUUGUUACCCUUUGUUACCCUUUGUUACCCCUUGUUACCCCUUGUUACCCUUGUUACCCUUGUUACCCCUUGUUACCCUUGUUUACCCUUGUUACCCCUUUACCCCUGUUACCCUUGUUACCCCUUGUUACCUUUUGUUACCCCCUUGUUACCCUUGUUACCCUUUUUUACCCCUUUACCCUUGUUACCCUUUGUUACCCUUUUGUUACCCCUUACCCUUUACCCCAUUGUUACCCUUGUUACCCUUUGUUACCCCAUGUUACCCUUGUUACCCCUUGUUACCCUUGUUACCCUUUUUACCCCUUGUUACCCCUUGUUACCCUUGUUACCCCUUGUUACCCUUGUUACCCCUUGUUAUCCCUUGUUACCCCUUGUUACCCUUGUUACCCUUGUUACCCUUCUUGCCCAUUGUUACCCCUUGUUAUCCUUGUUACCCUUGUUGCCCAUUGUUACCCUUUGUUACCCCCCUUGUUACCCCUUGUUACCCUUGUUACCCCUUUGUUACCCUUUGUUACCCUUGUUACCCUUGUUACCCUUGUUACCCCUUGUUACCCCCUUGUUUGUUACCCUUUGUUACCCCUUACCCUUGUUACCCCUUGUUACCCUUUGUUUACCCUUGUUUACCCCUUGUUUACCCUUUUACCCCUUGUUACCCUUGUUAACCCUUGUUACCCUUUUACCCCUGUUACCCUUGUUACCCUUGUUACCCCUUGUUACCCUUGUUACCCCUUGUUACCCUUGUUACCCUUGUUACCCCUUGUUACCCUUGUUACCCCUGUUACCCCUGUUACCCUUGUUACCCUUGUUACCCCUGUUACCCCUUGUUACCCUUGUUACCCCUUUUACCCCUUGUUACCCUUGUUACCCCUUGUUUACCCUUGUUACCCUUUUACCCCUUGUUACCCCUUGUUACCCUUGUUGCCCCUUUGUUACCCUUGUUACCCCUUGUUACCCUUUGUUACCCUUGUUACCCUUUGUUACCCCUGUUACCCUUUUACCUUACCCCUUUGUUUGUUACCCCUUGUUACCCUUGUUGCCCUUGUUAACCUUGUUACCCCUUGUUACCCUUGUUACCCCUUUUACCCUUGUUACCCUUGUUACCCCUUGUUACCCAUUGUUACCCUUGUUACCCCUUGUUUGUUACCCUUAACUUUCUACCCCCCCCUGUUACCCCUUGUUACCCUUGUUCUCCCUUUUACCCCCUUUUUUACCCCUUGUUACCCUUGUUACCCCUUUUACCAUUGUUACCCCUUGUUACCCCUGUUGCCCUUUUUUUUACCCUUGUUCCCCUUUUACCCUUUUGUUUUACCCCUCUUUUUACCCCUUGUUACCCCUUGGUACCCCUAUUUCCAGUUCUUAACUGUUGUUACUCUUGUUGCCCUUGUUACCCCUUUUACUCCUUGUUACCCUUGUUACCCCUUGUUACCUCUUAUUACCCUUGUUAGCCCUUGUUACCUCUUGUUACCCCUGUUACCCCUUUCUACUCCUUGUUACCCUUGUUGCCCCUUGUUACUCUUGUUACCCCUUGUUACCCCUGUUACCCCUUGUUACCAUUGUUACCCCUAGGUACCCCUUGUUACCCCUGUUACCUGUUGUUACCCGUUGUUACCCCCUGUUACCCUUUGUUACCCCUUGUUGCCCUUGUUACCCCUUGUUACCCUUGUUACUCCUUUUUGCCCCUUUUACCCCUUGUUUGUUCAUUUUGUAAAACCUGAUUAGAAGACGAGGAGCAUUUUUUAAUGUAUUGCAUAGCCUAUAGGGAUCCUAGGAGAGAGCUGUUGAAUACACUUAAAAAGGCAAACACGUGUAUCUAGGCGCUCUGUUGAUAAUAAAGCACUUAUCCUAUCCUUAUCCUAUCCUGUUACCCCUUGUUACCCCUUGUUACCACUUUUACCCCUUGUUGCCCCUGUUACCCCUUGUUACCCCUUGUUACCCUUGUUCCCCCUGUUACCCUUGUUACCCCUUGUUACCCUAGUUACCCCUUGUUAACCUUGUUACCCCUUGUUACCCCUUGUUACCGCUUGUUACCCCUGUUACCCCUGCUACCUGUUGUUACUCCUUGUUACCCCUUGUUACCCUUGUUACCCUUGUUACCCCUUGUUACCCCUCUUACCCCUUUUUACUAUUGUUACCCCUGUUACCCCUUGUUACCCCUGUUACCCCUUGUUACCCCUGUUACCCCUUGCUACCCUCGUUACCCCUUGUUACCCAUGUUACCCUUGUCGCCCUUGUUACCCAUUUUUUACCCCUGUUACCCCUUGUUACCUCUUGUUACCCUUGUUAGCCCUUGUUACCUUUGUUACCCCUUGUUACCCCUUGUUACCAGUGUUACCCCUUGUAACUCCUUGAUUCCCUUGUUGCCCCUCUUACCCCUUGUUACCCCCUGUUACCCUUGUUACCCCUUGUUACCCUUGUUACCUCUUGUUAUCCUUGUUACCCCUUGUUACCCUUGUUACCCCUUUUUUACCCCUGUUACCCCUGUUCCCCCUUGUUACUGUUGUUUCCCCUUUUUACCCUUGUUACGUCUUGUUACUUUUUUUACCCCUUGUUACCCCUUGUUAUCCUUGUUACCCCUUGUUAACUUUGUUACCCUUGUUACCCCUUGUUACCCUUGUUACCCCUUGUUACCCCUGUUACCCCUUGUUUCCAUUGUUACCCCUGUUACCCCUUGUUACCAUUGUUACCUCUUGUUGCCCCUGUGACUCCUGUUACUUCUAUUUACCCCUGUUACCCGUUGUUACCCCUUGUUACGCCUGGUACACUGCUUGUUGGAAGAGUACUGUUGUGAAUUGUUACCGUGGAUAAAUAAAGUUUUGGUGCUAUUUCUACUACUACUACCACUACCACUACCACUACCACUACCAUUACCACUACCACUACCACUCCUACGACUUAAUUAACGUUAGCGAAAUAAUCUCGCACUUUAUCGAAACGACUUAGGACGUUAGCGAAAUGACUCGUUGCUGAAACGGCUGUAAACCCUUGGAAAUCUCUCUAUUUUUUCUUUCAAUGAGAAAGAGAAAUUACCAAAGAUUAUUGUACGUAGAGCUUUUUUUUUUCUCGCCUUAGGGAGAAGAAGAAGGAGCUGCAGCCAUGGUUCCGUCUGAUGAUGAAGGGGAAAUGGAAGACAUGAAAGCGCGCCUGGAGGCACUCCGUAGCUAAUUAACAAAAUUAGAAGUUUAGAUAGCCUGCGAGAAGGUAGCCUGUGCCAGGCUCCCAGAUAGUAGGGACCGAAAACAAGGUCAAGGGGAAAAUAGGACGCGCGUGGGGGGGGGCUGGAGAAGCUCCAGCCUCCGUGCGUUUUUCGCGUCAAUUUUCUCGAGCUCCUCGCGCUACUAUAUUGGAGUCUGGAACAGGCUAACGAACAGGGCGGUUUCCUAGCAGUAAAUUUAUGAGAAAGUCCGUUAACGGCUUUCAGUAACGAGAAAGUUGACGUCAUGAACAACAGGAAUGACAAUGUCUUUGCCCUUUUCUAUACAUGUGCUUUGCCUAAAUUUUUUUAACCAAAAACGGGGGAAUGGGAGAAAGGCGCUCUUCAAUCCCCUCCUUGGACAGACUGUAAUUUUAUUAUUAUCUACUGCA
Porites lobata is the source of this 17634-nucleotide messenger RNA. NCBI's taxonomy places the organism in Eukaryota, Metazoa, Cnidaria, Anthozoa, Scleractinia, Poritidae. The record is from the annotation of a GenBank genome assembly.